UGUCGACGGGCAACGUGCGCCAUCUUGAACCGAAACAAAAAUUACGGGCAGAUCCCGCUCGCGCUCCUCCCGUGCGUCUCUCCGCACGCGCUCUCAUCCCGCGCUCGUUCACACCGCGAUCGCCUGGUUCAGCUCGCGAAUAAGCCGCACUGAAGGCUCGAGGCAGAGACAGAGGCGAUCAUGGCAGGGGUCGGUGGAAGCAAUGACUUCCAGUGGUGCUUCUCCCAGGUUAAAGGAGCCAUAGACGAAGAUGUUGCAGAAGCGGACAUUAUUUCAACUGUUGAAUUUAACUAUUCUGGGGAGUUACUAGCCACAGGAGACAAAGGUGGAAGAGUUGUCAUAUUUCAGCGGGAACAGGAGAGUAAAAACCGCUCACUCUCAAGAGGGGAAUACAACGUAUACAGCACUUUUCAGAGUCAUGAACCUGAGUUUGAUUACUUGAAAAGUUUAGAAAUUGAGGAGAAGAUCAAUAAAAUCAGAUGGCUCCCACAACAGAAUGCUGCACACUUUCUGCUCUCCACAAACGACAAAACCAUCAAACUAUGGAAAAUCAGCGAAAGGGAUAAACGAGCAGAAGGAUACAACCUUAAAGACGAGGACGGAAGACUGCGAGAUCAGUUUCGAAUUACAUCACUACGGGUUCCUGUGUUGAUGCCGAUGGACUUGAUGGUGGAAGCCAGCCCACGCAGAAUAUUCGCAAACGCACAUACAUAUCACAUCAAUUCCAUUUCAGUAAAUAGUGAUUAUGAAACAUACCUUUCUGCAGACGACCUCAGAAUAAACCUCUGGCAUUUAGAAAUCACAGAUAGAAGUUUUAACAUUGUAGAUAUAAAGCCAGCCAAUAUGGAGGAGCUGACGGAGGUGAUAACAGCGGCCGAGUGCCACCCACAUCAGUGUAACGUCUUUGUAUACAGCAGUAGUAAAGGAACCAUUCGCCUCUGUGACAUGAGGGCUGCCGCACUCUGCGAUAGACAUAGCAAAUUUUUUGAGGAGCCAGAAGACCCUAGCAGUCGGUCGUUCUUCUCGGAAAUCAUCUCCUCUAUUUCCGAUGUCAAGUUCAGCCACAGCGGCAGAUACAUGAUGACCCGCGAUUAUCUCUCCGUGAAGGUCUGGGAUCUGAACAUGGAGAACCGGCCCAUAGAGACCUACCAGGUACACGAGUACCUACGUAGCAAGUUGUGCUCACUCUACGAGAACGACUGCAUUUUUGACAAGUUUGAGUGCUGUUGGAAUGGUUCAGACAGUGCCAUUAUGACUGGUUCCUACAACAACUUCUUCAGGAUGUUUGACAGGAACACACGCAGGGACAUCACACUGGAGGCCUCACGGGAGAACAGUAAACCCCGUGCCAUGCUCAAACCACGCAAGGUCUGCACUGGUGGUAAAAGGAAGAAAGAUGAAAUCAGCGUGGACAGUCUGGACUUCAACAAGAAGAUCCUACACACCGCCUGGCACCCGAAAGAGAAUGUCAUAGCUGUGGCUGCCACCAACAACCUCUAUAUAUUCCAGGACAAAAUGAAUUAAAAAGAGAAAGUGAUUUAAAAAAUAAAUAAACCUGACAAAAUCAAGAUAAAGAAAUAUCUCCCCAUCCCUGUUUACCACGACACAGAUCGGAGGACACUCAAAAUCUUGUACUUUGCAAUGUUAAGCCUAGUCGUUAAAUCUGUAAGAGAAAAAUGGCCGUUUCGUCCUGAUGAAGAAUUGAAGCACUUUUUUUUCAUGCGUAGACAAGGGAGACCGUAUAUUUUCAGUAGGGCAAAAUGAUUCACAAUGAGAACGCCGAUAUUAACCUCAAGCAACGGAACUGAUGAACACCAAUCAGCAUAAAGAGGCUAGAUCAAGUCAUAUGCAUAUUCGUCUUUCGGCUGAGCCUUACGUUUUUAUGAUUUGAUGACCUUAAGUAUGGAACUUACCACAGGAUGAGUAUCGUCUCGCUGUCAAAGUAGUAUGUACUUCAAAAUCAGACCUUCAUGAUGUUUUGUUCAUGGCUGUUAACAUUCCUUCCCCUGGCCCAACUCUCAGGCCUCGAUGUUCUACCUUUUAAGCACUUAAACAGGUCUCCAUUUUUGUCAGUGGACAGUUUUCGUUUUUCUUUCGUUUUUUUUGGGUUUUUUUUCUGUUUUUAUUUUGUACUUUUUCUUUUUUUUCCAUGCAUAAUUAUAUCUACUCACUAACUGUAUCUAUAUAUUACACCAUCUGGUGUCAAACCACUUAAUAAAAGUAACAUAACGACAAAGAAAAAGCGUUUUUUUACAUUGUGAGCAGGUAUGUAUGAAGUUCCAUAUUUGCAUGUAGAUCUGUAGCGCAAGUGGUAAAAAUGUGAAAUCAACCUGCUGUUCCCGUAUUGGCUGCAUUAUAGGGGAAUUCCACCCAAAAAUAAGAAAUGAGUAAAUGAAAUUGUCGUAUACAGCAACAAAUUCUUGGCCUGCUUUCUAGUCUAAAAAAUCAUAAUUAGUAUUUUGUAAUGUUUUUCAGAAACUAUCUAAACAUCCUUAAAACUAGAUCUGUUUACUUGAUCCAAAAUUGUGUAAGAUAAUAAGAGUUGUUUGCAGAGAAUAUAUCUUAAGUUUAGUUUUCUUUUUGUUGAAAUCAAAUUUAUCUUGUUUAAAAAGUGUAGCCACAAGAUAUAAACAUCUUACACGUUUACAUGAUUUUAAUGCGAUACAAUCAUUUAC
This is a messenger RNA of Myxocyprinus asiaticus (Chinese sucker), 2675 nucleotides long. RefSeq names its product serine/threonine-protein phosphatase 2A 55 kDa regulatory subunit B delta isoform. The transcript has 10 exons. The coding region runs from base 181 to 1524 and encodes 447 amino acids. Gene Ontology annotation, molecular function: protein binding; protein phosphatase regulator activity. The record is from RefSeq and is a predicted model, not a curated record. Gene Ontology annotation, biological process: peptidyl-serine dephosphorylation. Gene Ontology annotation, cellular component: cytosol; protein phosphatase type 2A complex. Lineage: Eukaryota; Metazoa; Chordata; Actinopteri; Cypriniformes; Catostomidae.